Messenger RNA from Diversispora eburnea, 546 nucleotides. The record is from the annotation of a GenBank genome assembly. Lineage: Eukaryota; Fungi; Glomeromycota; Glomeromycetes; Diversisporales; Diversisporaceae.
AUGAAUAAUCCGAAUAAUGUUCCAGACACAGAGGAAGCAGAAGAAGAUAUGGGUGGUAUUGUAGACGAUGAUGAAAAUAUCUUUCUUGGAAGGAAAGAAAGAAAAUUUAUAAGGAGCGAGUUUAAACAUGAAGAAUUACGUGAAAUUGGAUCAUCGGCUAUGUGGUCACUUUCAAGUUGGAAAGCUGGCAAUGGUAUUGAAAACUUGAGAGACAAUAAUCAAAUAUCACUUUGGCUUGAUUACAAGAGUGAUGAAAGUUAUACACCAAAUAAAAUAACUAUUAGAGCAGGGACUAAUUUUGGGGAUUUACAGGAUUUGCGAACAAUUGAACUAGAAGAACCAGAUGGAUGGAUUGAUAUUCAACUUAGUGGAGAUCACACAUUAACGUAUGUAUCAAUCAAAUCGAAUCAACAAAAUGGAAAAGAUAGUCAUAUAAGACAAAUUAAAGUGUUUGCUCCAAAAAUUCCUAUUUCCUGUGACGAUGAUUCUGAUGAUGAUAUACCAUUUUCCUCGAUAGAAUUUACAGUUCAUGAAACAAUAAGAUGA